Bursaphelenchus xylophilus (pine wood nematode) is the source of this 1150-nucleotide messenger RNA. The record is from the annotation of a GenBank genome assembly. Lineage: Eukaryota; Metazoa; Nematoda; Chromadorea; Rhabditida; Aphelenchoididae.
AUGCCUCCCCGGAGGGCAUGCUUUCCCACCUGCAAGCCACCGGAGAAACGAGAUUUCAUGCAAUCCAAUCCCGAGCUGAAUGCCACCGACUUUUAUCGCAACUACGAUCCGGUUGUGGGGAUUGGGACUGUGGGAAUAUUGAUGAUAAUUAUUUUGAUGGUAUCCUUGAAAUCCAUUAUCCGAUGUUCCAUCCAAAAAUACAAAUUGUGGACGUACGAUCGGAAACUGAACCAGGUCCAGAAGGAGAACGGUCAGAGGGAGUUGCUGAGCAAGGAAAGCAGUAGCAGCAAUUCGCCAAACGAAAUGGUUUAGAGGGAAUGGAAGGUAAGGAAAUUUGGAAUUGCUGAUUUUGAAGUAUGGGAUUAAAACACUGUUUUAGUUGGGCAAUAUUUUGAAAGACGUAUUUUAAUAUUUUUAAAUUCAAAAAAACAAAAACUUUUGGGCCAAAAUAUUUUUAAAAAUUCCGUUUCGAAAAUUUCAUGAUUUUUUUUUAUUUUUUUUUUAAAUCAGAAGAUUCCAGAAGACGUAUUUCACAAUUUCAGCAUUCAAAAUUCGAUAUUUUUCAUUUUUUCUCAUCAUUUUCUGAAUACGAAAAAAUUGAAAAAGUCAUUUUUCAUCCCGAAAUUCCAAAUCCAAAAAAAAUCGUUUUUAUUUUGACCUAAAUUUUCAAAUUGAUUAUGCACUCUUGAAAUUGACUGUGAUAUUGCAACAAGCCGAAAUUGAGCACAUAGUUUGCAGAGGAAGAGUUCUGACAGGGAGACUUACAAUUCUAAAAUAAUAGGAUUGGAAUUUGAACGGUCAACUUGACCGAUAUGGCAGGUCUACAUGCCCAAGUUGACCAGUGAUCUGAUCGAUUUUUUUUGUAGCCAAAGUUUGGUAUUUCUUGUCAUUUCGACUUGGCCAGUCAAACUGGUCAUGUUGCCCGACCAUAACUUGGUUCCAAUUCCUACGAAAAAAGUUAUAAAAAGAAAUAAAAAUUCAAUUUCCUCCUUCAGAAUCCUCGGAAACUACGUGUUCCCAUUGAAGGUGUGCGUCGAUUACACUGCACUGUAGUCAUUACACAUGUUUUUUUGCAGGCGUGAAAGUAUGCGACGAUAUUUUUGGACCUCUUCCCGAGCAGUUAUUUUUGUGUGCUUUGAUCUCAAGUUGA